AUGGACGAGAAUGACAUAGACACACUCGAUGUGCCGUUGAGGCCCAAGAUUAAACCAGUUUUCAAGAGGAAACCAACGGAUACAAACAUAUCGUCGUCGUCAUCGCGAAGAGUUGGAGCAGUACAGAUUGAGGAGGAAAAAACUAUGGACGAGAAGACAAGAGAGGAGAGUAAUACUUUAAUAGUACCCGGGGUAUCCCAUGUGAUGAACCUUGGGUCCAAAGGUAAACAGAGCUUGAUAAAUCACAGUGUAUCGUCACAACGAAAUAGAGCUACAGGAACUGAUCACGACGAUUCAAGUGUGGAUGAGGCAAAGGAACAGCAUACUGGAUAUGUGAAUCCCACUAUAUCUCGUGUGAUAAAGAGCCAUCCUAGAUUUAAAAAGAAGCCAGUAAACUCCGGUGCUUCUCAACGCACUAGAAUUGCUACUUUUGACAAUGGAGAUGAAGGUGGUGACGAGCUAAGCACAAUUGACCCACUACGAGAGCCGAAAGUUGAUCCUAUAUAUGAAAAGAAGCCAAUGAGUGCAGUUCGUGCUUCAUUUUUAUCGAGAGAGGCAGGAGCAAUCCCUAUUGACAAUGGAAUUGAGAACAAUGAAGACGAAGGGGAGGAGGAGGAGGUUGAGAUUAGGAUCAAGCCUUCAUUGACGUCCCAAACACGAGCUCCAAAUGAACCUUCCAAACGACGCUUAAACUUGUCCAAAUAUAAAGCUGCAAUCAAUGAAACUGACGAACAGGGGGGCAAUGGGUUGGAGAAGGAGCUGGCAAAAAAGAUGACGAAGGAGCAGUUCAAGGGGUUGCUGAGCACACCCCAACUCACAUCUGACAUUGAGGACCCUGAAGACAAUCCCAUUGUUGUUGAUAUUGGAAAAUUCAAUGUCAGUUUCUCCCCUGGAAAAGAAACUUCAUCACCACCAGAUAUCAAGAAUCUCUCUCCGAAACCUGGUGCUAAGGAACCACCACGAUCGCCAACACCGUUACUUGAUUUUGAUAGUGAAAAUUCCGAGAACAACCCUGUUAUUGCCAACAUUGAUGAAUUGGAUUUCAAGUUCUCCCCACAAAAAGAACCCUCCAUACCACCAAAUAUCGAGAUCCCAUUACGUAGAUCGAAACGUUAUGAACCACCAACUAGCAGUACACUACCUUAUAGUCCUAAACCCUCACUGCCUCGAUCAUAUGUCCCCAUUCAUUCCAAUGCUGAACCACAAACUAUUUCUAAACGACAGUAUCUCAAUCAAAUUGCAUCGGAGUAUAAUGACGAUAAGAACUAUGACGAUGGUGCGCCAUCUUCUACAAACAAGGAGCUACAGCAGCCCGAUUUCGAUCCUGAUUCAAGGUAUGAUUAUGAGUUGAGUGAUGAAGACAUGGGUGUGCUUAAAGCUAAACGUAAUAUUGAUUUUGAACACAAGUAUAAUGAUGAGAUUGUGAGUGAUUAUGGAUCAAGUGAUGAUGACGGGUUUGGUCGUGGCUAUGGUAGGUCUAGUGGCUUCAAUGGGUAUGGAAAUGAUGGAUAUAUGGAUUAUGCAUCUGGGUAUGGAUACAUUAAUCAAAAAUCCAAACCAAAACAGCAGUCCCAUGUCAAAGUGUUUACCAUUCAAGAGCAAAUUACCCGAAUUGAAGAACGGUUGAAAUUGGAGUGUGCUAAACAAAAACAAAAGGAGGCGGUAAGGGCUAAUUUGUUGAAACGUAAAGAAGAAAUCCAACAACAAAGAGAUGCAUUGAUUCAAAAAUUACAGGAUUGGAAACUAUAG
This is a messenger RNA of Lodderomyces parapsilosis, 1749 nucleotides long. RefSeq lists its product as uncharacterized. NCBI's taxonomy places the organism in Eukaryota, Fungi, Ascomycota, Pichiomycetes, Serinales, Debaryomycetaceae. The transcript has a single exon. The record is from RefSeq and is a predicted model, not a curated record. Bases 1 to 1749 code for a protein of 582 amino acids.